Molecule: messenger RNA, 507 nt
Organism: Ailuropoda melanoleuca (giant panda)
Lineage: Eukaryota; Metazoa; Chordata; Mammalia; Carnivora; Ursidae
Product: nascent polypeptide-associated complex subunit alpha-like
Exons: 1
Cellular component (GO): nascent polypeptide-associated complex
Source: RefSeq, a predicted model, not a curated record
CUCGGUCUUUCUGCCGCCAUCUUGGUUCCGCGUUCCCUGCACAAAAUGCCCGGCGAAGCCACAGAAACCGUCCCUGCUACAGAGCAGGAGUUGCCGCAGCCCCAGGCUGAGACAGGGUCUGGAACAGAAUCUGACAGUGAUGAAUCAGUACCAGAGCUUGAAGAACAGGAUUCCACCCAGGCAACCACACAACAAGCCCAGCUGGCGGCAGCAGCUGAAAUUGAUGAAGAACCAGUCAGUAAAGCAAAACAGAGUCGGAGUGAAAAGAAGGCACGGAAGGCUAUGUCCAAACUGGGUCUUCGGCAGGUUACAGGAGUUACUAGAGUCACUAUCCGGAAAUCUAAGAAUAUCCUCUUUGUCAUCACAAAACCAGAUGUCUACAAGAGCCCUGCUUCAGAUACUUACAUAGUUUUUGGGGAAGCCAAGAUCGAAGAUUUAUCCCAGCAAGCACAACUAGCAGCUGCUGAGAAAUUCAAAGUUCAAGGUGAAGCUGUCUCAAACAUUCAA